CAUAAGCUUGCCUUUUCCUUCGAUGACUACACCCCGAUAGGAGGAGCGUGAAGAACGUAGUAGGCGUCAGAAUCCUCAAUUUCCAACUUAGCAUCUUGGCAGGACAUUUUCCCAAGCAAAGACCCCAAUCGGAAGGCAAAAAACUUCUUCUGCACUACAUGAGACAAAGUGAGCAAGUGAGAGAGAGAUAGGAAAAAUAGAGCGUAGCAAGCAAACACAACGGUCAGUUGUAGCUGACUAUCAGCGACUAAAAAUCUAUUUCUAAGUCUAUGUAUUUGUUUAUAUUUUUACUUUUUACUGCAAUCAUUUAGGGGGGAACAGACAGCGGUCUGUUGAUACGAGACUCAUAUGACUGAAAUCGGACAGUGCAUGAGAAAAUAAAGAGGAAAAGUGCGCAAGUAAGUGGCUUACUUUCGGGGCUUUCACCAUGGCUUAUCCUCAGGGCUACUUGUACCAGCCAUCCCCUUCUUUGGCGCUGUAUUCAUGCCCGGCGUACAGCACCAGCGUUAUAUCGGGACCCAGGACCGAAGAACUUGGUAGAUCCUCAUCUGGCUCUGCUUUUGCUCCCUAUGCCGGAUCUACCGCGUUCACCAGCGCUUCGCCCGGGUACAACUCCCAUCUCCCGUACAGUGCGGAGGCGGGAGCGGCCGCCACAUUCGCUUCAUACGUGAGUUCUCCCUAUGACCACACGACGGGCAUGGCUGGGUCUAUAGGAUAUCACCCCUACGCUGCUCCCCUGGGUUCAUACCCCUACGGUGACCCGGCAUACCGAAAAAACGCGACCCGGGAUGCCACCGCCACUCUCAAAGCCUGGUUGAACGAGCACCGUAAGAACCCCUACCCCACCAAGGGGGAGAAGAUCAUGCUGGCCAUCAUCACCAAAAUGACCCUCACCCAAGUUUCCACCUGGUUCGCCAACGCCAGGAGGAGGCUAAAGAAGGAGAACAAGAUGACCUGGACUCCCCGAAACCGGAGCGAGGACGAGGAGGAAGACGAGAACAUCGAUCUGGAAAAGAAUGACGACGACGAGCCUAGCAAGUCGAAAGACAAGGGAGACUCGACAGACACAGAGUUAGAUCAUAAAUUGCUGAACCCGGGGGACAUAGUGUGCGACAGAUUUAAAGAGGAGAAUCAUGGCAAAGAAACGGAUCCCCUUCUGAGCGACUCGGAAUUAAAAGACCAGGGGGAUCGGACAGAGUUACUGCCCGAGUCUGCUAAACCCACCACCUCGUCUCCAUCCGCCGUGCCUCGGGGAGGAACCGAGCUCGUUGCGCAAGACAAGCCGUCAGAAAUGGGCCAUGCGCCGGGCACCGUAAACAGCAACGUGACGUCUGUCAUUCACUCCUCCCCAUCGGCCCCUAAACCCAAACUCUGGUCCCUGGCUGAGAUCGCAACGUCCUCGGACAGGUGUAAGAGCAGCAGCGACGGGCCGCAGGGCCAUGGGAUGGGUCACAGCACAGUGAUCACCACCAAUGCAGCGUCACCAUCACGGUCCUCCCCACAGUGCCCUCUCCCAAACAGCACAGUCCUAUCCAGGCCUAUCUACUACACGUCCCCUUUUUACCCGGGCUACACGAACUAUGGCAGCUUUGGACAUCUUCACAGUCACAGCAAUCACGGCUCGGGCACGGGCUCCACCGCACAUUUCAAUGGAUUAAACCAGACUGUGUUAAAUAGAGCAGAAGCUUUGGUAAGAGAAAGCCAGAAAGGCAGAGGCCAAACGCAGGUAGAUCUUUGUAAAGACUCCCCUUAUGAACUAAAGAAAGGUAUGUCAAACAUUUAAUAACUUGAUCCCUUUCAAAAAUCCAUCGGACUUUUAUUUAUUAUUUGUGGUUGCA
Salvelinus fontinalis (brook trout) is the source of this 1838-nucleotide messenger RNA. RefSeq names its product iroquois-class homeodomain protein IRX-5-like. The coding region runs from base 428 to 1783 and encodes 451 amino acids. Lineage: Eukaryota; Metazoa; Chordata; Actinopteri; Salmoniformes; Salmonidae. Gene Ontology annotation, biological process: neuron differentiation; cell development; regulation of transcription by RNA polymerase II. Gene Ontology annotation, molecular function: RNA polymerase II cis-regulatory region sequence-specific DNA binding; DNA-binding transcription factor activity, RNA polymerase II-specific. Gene Ontology annotation, cellular component: nucleus. The record is from RefSeq and is a predicted model, not a curated record. The transcript has 3 exons.